This is a messenger RNA of Peniophora sp. CBMAI 1063, 1161 nucleotides long. NCBI's taxonomy places the organism in Eukaryota, Fungi, Basidiomycota, Agaricomycetes, Russulales, Peniophoraceae. The record is from the annotation of a GenBank genome assembly.
AUGGCAUCAUCUUCCUCUUCAGAAGCAGCGUUGAAGCUCGAGAUAGCUAAACUCACAGGUGCGAUCAACCAACGGAAGACCAAUUCGUAUCAGCAACCCCGACCGACAACGACCUUCAAGACUCGUGGAAACGCCUAUGUCAACCCGAACUACAAGCCGCCUUCGACUUCCUAUGUCCGACCUGGAUACGCCCUUCCGCCACGCAACACCAGCAGGCCUCCCGUACGUUACCCCACAGCUGCAGGUACCACACAGCAGCCUCGCGACGUCACUCUCAAUGGCGUCGCCUUCGAAAGUUCUGGUCGAUCUCUCGUCCGAAAAGAGAUUGCGGUUACGAAGCCACCAUCUCAAGUUCGACCUCCUCAACCUGGCUACAAGAAGCGUCCUUUCAAGCCGAAGCCCUCGAGGCGACCUGGAAAUAUGACGCUUAAUAACAAUCGUCGGCCCUACCAGCCGCGGCAAAAGAAGUCGAUUAACAAGCCGUGCCCGCGGUUCAAUACGACUGGUUCAUGCAAUCGCGGGCUCACGUGCCCCUACAAACAUGACGCCGCUACGAUUGGUAUCUGCUGGCCAUUUUUACAGGGCACUUGUCCUAACUCUGCCGACAAUUGUGCUCUCUCUCAUGAUCCGACACCGGAACGUACACCGUUGUGUGUGCAUUUUGCGAACAACGGUCGCUGUACGAGGGCGCAGUGUCCGUUCCCUCAUGCCCAUUUGCCUCCCCGUUCGGGUGUCUGUCGGGAUUUCGCUGUUCUUGGCUAUUGUGCGAAAGGCUUCGAUUGCGAGCAUCAACACGUUCGGGAGUGCCCUGACUUUGCCGAGAGUGGAGAGUGCAAGAACAAGCAUUGCAAGCUCCCGCAUGUCAUCCGUGCUAACCGUGUUCGCAAGACCGCGGUCACUGCUUCUACUCCGGCAGCUCCAACACCGACAACUUCUUCGGCAACAUCUGUCUCCGGCUCUGAUACUCCUCAGUCUCCCGUGGCGGCUCUCAGCGCUGAGAACGCUCAGCUCGGUGACGAGUUUAUCUCUUUGACGUUUAACGAGAGCGAGAGUGAAGAGGACGAGGACGAUGAUGACGAUGCCGGUAGCAAUGAGGAAGAGAGCGCAGAAGAAGACGAAGCUGAAGAGGGCCAAGGCAGCCCCACUGAAGAACGAAUGUGA